Molecule: messenger RNA, 1281 nt
Organism: Stomoxys calcitrans (stable fly)
Lineage: Eukaryota; Metazoa; Arthropoda; Insecta; Diptera; Muscidae
Exons: 2
Coding region: 1-1281 (426 amino acids)
Source: RefSeq, a predicted model, not a curated record
AUGGAUGCGGACGACAGAGAGAGUAUGGAAGCAAAUAUGAAAAAUGUACUUGAAAAUCAGCACAACUUGAAAUAUUUGGCUGAGAAGCAAACGUCUGUAGUGGAAGCAACGCUUAAUGUGCUGAAAAAGACCACGGAUGAAAUAAAUGGACAGUUUAAAGAGCUGAAUGAGAAGGUGCAAAACAUAAGUCAGAUGCUGAACACUGACUAUUCCCUCUUCAAAAAGGCGAUGGACUUCUACGCGGUAGCCGAUCAACUUAGCAGCUUGUUUACUGAAGUGGAACAUAUUCAAGCCAGGGUAAUUGGCUUAUUAAUUGACAUCAACCAUGGAAAAGUAAAUCCAAAUUUAGUACGGCCAAACCAGUUGCAGGCAGAGGUGAUGAAAAUAAAGGAUCAGCUACCUAAAGGACUAAGGUUGCCUGGUGAGAAGGACGAUGUUUUGCAGGCAAUAUACAAGGUGAUGACGGCGCAUGGUCUGCUGGUGGAAGAAAAAUUAGUGAUUGACGUGCAGAUUCCCUUGGUAGAAAAAUCAUCAGCAGAAAUAUUCCGCGUCGUACCACUGCCGAUGGUGAGAAACGGAACCGCAAUGGUAGCAGCUUUAAGACAGCAGUUCCUGGCCUACAACUAUGAAAUGGAUGCUUAUCAUCUACUGUCGCAGUCAUCGAUGAACCAAUGUCAGCUAACUGGUGAAGAUGAAUUUCUUUGCAGAGGCAACUGGGCCUGGGAAGACGCCAACGAUCAUUCAUGUGAGCUAGCAGCGCUUAAGCCAACAAGUAAAUAUGGCUGCCAGUUUUUGAAGACUCAGAACAGGAAUUUUUGGAUUGAGCUGAAGACAAGAGGAUCAUGGUUGUUUAAAACUAAAGAUCAAGUUUCGGCCCAUAUUCUAUGUGCUGAGCGCACUAAAGGAGUAUUUGAAUUACCAGGCCUAGGUAUCAUCACUCUCCAGCCUGGGUGUACUGCUAGGAUUGGACGAACCGUAUUAACUGCGUCACAAGAAGCAAAAACUGAGAUGUCCUAUAAUUCCACAUCAUAUAUCUUGAGAGAGGUGAAGGACAUAGCGAUGGUGGACGAGCUAAACUACAAUAAAAUCGAUCAUUCGUCAACGAUUCAAGGAUUGGAGGAAGAAAUUAAAAUGAUGAAGGCUUGGUUUGUUUGCGAGGAGUUUCAUAUGACCAUCAUUGGUGGUGAAAGUGUUUUCAUACGUUUAAAGUUGCUGCCCCUAAUGUUGUUGCUGUUGCCAUUGGCUGCAUAUUGCUGCUGUUGCCCGAGCCGUUGCUGUUAG